CCUCUGGGUAGACAAAGAACCAAAUGGAUUUAAACAUGUGGCAAACACCUUCAUCUGGCGAAACAUCCAUCAAUUAAAAGAUGAUAAUUGUUAUCAUCUUUAUAAUGAUUGACUACAGAAUGCCCAAUUGUAUAAGCCACAAGAGACUAAUGGAUAAGGUUCUCUCGUAUAUAAUCUGCGGCUUAUCGACAAGGUUUUACGGUAUUAAUGUUAAUAAAUGUUAUAUAAUUAGAAUAAUUCAAAAACAUUUAAAAAACUGCUAAAAUUGAUAGCUUUACUUUAUCGAGUUACGAAUUACGCAUACCAGGAACUAUUCAAGAAGAAAAUACAUAAUCAAAUUUCAAAUUUGUUCGCGUGUUAAAUACAAUUGUUAUCCACUUGCAUGUAAGGGGAAUCGAUGCUAUUAAUGCUGGUUGAAGGUCAAGAGGUAGAAUGAUCAUAGAUACAUUUAAUCGGCCAUUGUUUCAGUAGGUUUACGAACGACGAAAGUAUGAAAGCCAUCAUUUACAUGGUCGUUUCUGCUCUUUUGGUAAACUUUAACGAGGCAAUCGUGGUAAAGAAUAUAAACGAAUACGUAGAUGAAGUCCUCCACGUUAAGUUUCAACAAGUGAUGAAUAAUGGUUUAUUCGAUUUUUUCUUCUUGCACUACACUUUAAUGGACGAUACCAGAAUCACAUUCCACAAUGGGAAAAUAAAGAAUAUGGCGGAUCUGAAGAGAGACAGAUAUUGCGCUAACUUGACACAAUCGAAAGAACUUCUCAUCGUUUGCACUUUAACUUUCCAUUCUUUAACUGUGGAGUAUUUUGCAGAAUUGGAAAUCUCAGAAAAUACGAUUUUGACAUUUUUGACAGUAAGCCACGUCGGUCCUACUGACUUGACUAUCAAAAUUACUUCCACUCCUCAACUUGAUUACGCCAAUCUUACCAGAUUUCUCGUAGUUAACAUGGGAUACAUAUCUAUCAAGUUCUCGUAUCUGGAAUACGGAGGUGAGAUCUUCAGAAAACUAAUAGAAGCCAAUUUAAAGGACCAUAUAAUGAACGAAAUACACGAAAUGUUGAACACUUAUCUAUGGAAUUCCUUGAAAUCUGCUUUGUCUCAUUAUUUCUCUCCCAAAUAAUGCGAUACUGCUUCUAAAUUUUAAACUGUAUCGAAAAAUAAAAAUAGAAUCUCGUGUAAAAUUUUACAAAAUUUGCCAUGAAACCUUUUCAAGUAUUAAUUUUUUGGUUCUUUCCUUUCUAUGGGCACCAAAAUCGGGUACACGGGUACCGGUAUAACUGAACAGACACGCCUGUCAGGUAUACUGGUUCAUGUAUAAGGAAAGCCUUUUUACCAUGUCCAUCGUGGAAAUCAGUCAGACUCUAUCAUGGUUUUAUUUACGUUAGUAACAUCUAAAUGCCCAUAAUUACACAGAAACAAACAAACCCACCAGUGGCCAAGCGGUCUCCGUACCCGAACACUGUGAGUUUGGUCGUGUGUUCGCGCCUCGCUCGGAUGGACUAGCCACGUGGAGUUUUUCGGGUAAUCUCCACGUCUGUAAUGCCUAAAUAUAGGCCAGUUUAAUUUUAAAAAUCUCCCGGAAGGCAUCGCCCAAGUGUGUGGUGUCAUAACUUAACAAACGAUACGAACCCACUACACCAUUAGGUAGAAUUCUUAUCUGGAAUAAUG
This is a messenger RNA of Centruroides sculpturatus (bark scorpion), 1665 nucleotides long. RefSeq lists its product as uncharacterized. The record is from RefSeq and is a predicted model, not a curated record. NCBI's taxonomy places the organism in Eukaryota, Metazoa, Arthropoda, Arachnida, Scorpiones, Buthidae. Bases 491 to 1117 code for a protein of 208 amino acids. The transcript has 2 exons.